Messenger RNA from Lutra lutra (Eurasian river otter), 2166 nucleotides. It is a transcript of the gene DNAJB7, whose product is annotated as DnaJ heat shock protein family (Hsp40) member B7. The record is from RefSeq and is a predicted model, not a curated record. Gene Ontology annotation, cellular component: endoplasmic reticulum membrane; cytosol. Gene Ontology annotation, biological process: positive regulation of proteasomal ubiquitin-dependent protein catabolic process; protein refolding. The transcript has 4 exons. Lineage: Eukaryota; Metazoa; Chordata; Mammalia; Carnivora; Mustelidae. Gene Ontology annotation, molecular function: Hsp70 protein binding; ATPase activator activity. Bases 578 to 1495 code for a protein of 305 amino acids.
UACCAAUCAAAUGCUUCCAUGUCACAAUCUGGAUUCUGCAAACAGCAAAGUCUCACAAUCAACUGAGACUCUACAGCUAAGAGGAAAAGCUCUUCCAGGAUAUUCGGGAUUGGAUCUCUCAAGAGAAUGUAAUUAAGGAUCUUGAAAUGAGAUCAUCCUUUAUCACCUGGGUAUGUCCUCAAUUCAGUGACAAGCGCUCUUGUAAGAGAAAUGCAGAGAGAGAUCAGACAGAUGAGAAAGCAGAAGAGAAGGAAGUAAUGGGACCAUGGAGGCAGAGACUGAAGUGAUGUGGCCACAUGCCAAAGAACACCUACAGUCACCAAAAGCUGACGAGGAGAGAAGGCAGAAGGAGGAGAUGAUAAUGGGUUGGGUUGUCCAUAUACAAGACUGUGCUGGUGAAUUGACUGUGAAGGAGUAUUAUGAAGAAAAGGAAUACAAUGAGGAAUUUAGUAUAACUACCAAGCUUUCUUCACCUUCACUACUUCUAACUCUACCACCAGGAGAGCUUGAGCUGAGAGGAAACUACGGUUCUCGUUACUCAGACCCAGAACACCCCUUCCCUACAAUCUGCUAAAACAUGGUGGAUUACUAUGAAGUUCUAGGAGUGCAGAGAUAUGCUUCACCUGAGGACAUUAAAAAGGCUUAUCGUAAAGUGGCACUCAAAUGGCACCCCGAUAAAAAUCCAGAAAAUAAAGAAGAAGCUGAGAGAAAAUUCAAAGAAGUAGCUGAGGCAUAUGCGGUAUUAUCAAAUAAUGAAAAAAGGGACAUUUAUGAUAAAUAUGGCCAAGAAGGAUUAAAUGGCAGAGGCAGAAGUCACUUUGAUGAUUCUUUUGACAAUGGCUUCACAUUCAGUAAGGCAGAUGAUGUCUUUAGAGAAAUUUUUGGUGAAAGGGAACCAUUUCCAUUUCAUUUCUUUGAAGACUCAUUUGAGGACCUUUUAAAUAGUCCAAGAAGCUCCUGUGGAAGCAAAGGUACAAGAUCCUUUUUUGCAACCUCAAGUCAAUAUCCAGUUUUUGAGAGAUUUUCUUCAUAUGAUACAGGAUAUACACCAUAUGGUUCACUGGGCCACAAGGGCCUUAAUUCAUUCUCCUCCCUGGCAUUCGAUGAAAGUGGGAUAAGCAACUACAUAUCUGUUACAGCUUCAGAUAAGAUUGAUAAUAGAAAUACAAACACACAGAGAAUUAUUGAGAACGAUCAAGAAAUAGAAGUUGAUGGCGAGUUGAAGUCCUUCCUUACAAAUGGUGUGGAAGAUGAAGAGGGCUUUGCAGAAGAAUGCAGUUGGAGAAGAAAGUCAUUUAACAAUUAUUCACCAAAGUCCCAUAGCCCCAAACAUGUAACUCAGUAUACUUUUGUGGAUAAUGAUGAGGAAGAUGUAUAUUGGGUCACCAGCAACUGGAAUCCCUCUAUGUUCUCAGCAGGAUUCAAAGAAGGUGGUAAGAGAAAAAAAAAAAAGCAUAAAGCCGUGCAAAAGAAGUCAACUAAAAACAAUCGUUAAAUUGACUCUACAGACACAUUAUGUUCAUACAACAAUUGAACACGACUGUGUGUGUUUUGGUUAAUCACUUUUGUACGUAACAUUUAAUACUAUAUUAAGAUUAUGUUUUUAACAUGUUUAGCAGCAUUGUGGACAUUUGAUCAAAGGCUGUUUGGAUUAGGUAUGUUAGAAAAAGAUGAGUUUGUGGUGACAGUGAUAAAAAGAAUUCGGAAAACAGGCAAAUACCAUUUUACUUUUCUUUGAGCUAAACAUUUACAAAUCACAGAGUCUUUUUCAGCAGAGUUUACAGGCCCAUUCUUUUCAUCUAUGAAACUACUAUGCAAACUUCCGAAAUAUGUAUAGCACUUGGAGCUAAAAAUUUAUUAAGAUACACAGGUUCAGACCAUAAAGUUAUUCAUGAAAUGAAUUUUCUCCAGUAGAGACACAGCAUUUGACACAUAACUUAAAUAUAUUAUAAAUAAAAAUUAAAGUAUAAAAUAUUUUAAGUUAAAAAUAGCCAGAAUUAUAUUUGUACCCCCAUGUUUACAGAACUUAUUCACAAUAGCAAAGAGGUGGAAGCAACCUAAAUACCAAUUAAUGGAUGAAUAAACAUACAUAUGGUGAAAUACUAUUCAACCUUAAAAAGGAAAUCCUGUUACAUGCUACAUGGGUUACAUGUUACAUGGGUAAAA